AUGGGUUGCGGAGUGACGUUCGUCGAUAAAUUUCUCACCCGUAAUUUUUUCCGUUUGGGAAUGUUCGUGGGUAAAAAUCCCGGAUAUUUUCUCAUAAUACCCAUAUUGGUCGCGUUGUUAUGCCUCACGGGACGAUUUGGAAGAAUCAUAGCCAUUCCAAGGGACAAGGGAGACAUGUUGAGAGUUGAAAUAUGGAAAGAAUUAAGACUACUCGAUGAAUUGAUACAAAACACGACAGCAGAAUACGAGGGUGAAACGUUUACAUAUCGCGAAGUGUGCGCCAAAUGGAUAAACGAAUGUUUUCAAAAUGACAUAUUAAAUUUAGACUACGUAAUGGAAGACAUUGAAUCGAAAGAAUUAAAUUUAACGUUUCCGAUAAUGUUUAAUCCCGUGACGUGGGAUGCUCACACGUUUCCGGUUUAUUUUGGAGGUACCACGGUUAGCGAAGAUGGAAUCAUAACACACGUACCGAGCGUACAAUUGGUUUAUUUUGUUACGGCAGACAAUGAAAAACAAGAUGCCAGGGGAGCAGCAUGGGAAGAAGCAUUUUUAGACGCGAUCGGAAAAGCAGAAGAAGAACACACGUUCAAAUACAUUUCUACGGCAAGAUUUGCAUCGAGAACUUUGGAUAUAGAAUUGGAAAGAAAUACGCGAACGGUUGUACCUUAUUUCGGUUCGACCUUUGCCCUCAUGAUUUCAAUGAUCACGUGUAUGAUGUUCGAUUGGGUUCGAUCAAAACCUGCAUUAGGAUUAAUGGGUAACAUAUCUGCUGCAAUGGCAACAGUUGCCGCAUUCGGUUUUGCCAUUUAUUUAGGAUUCGAUUUUAUCGGUAUUAAUUUGGCAGCACCGUUUCUCAUGGUUGGAAUCGGUAUAGAUGACACGUUUGUUAUGUUGGCUGCAUGGAGGAGGACAUCAGUUACAAAAUCCGUACCUGAAAGAAUGGGACAUACGUUAAGUGAAGCUGCCGUAUCAAUAACAAUAACUUCUCUCACUGAUACCGUCAGUUUUUUCAUCGGUGUUUUCAGUCCAUUUCGUUCCGUACAAUUAUUUUGCAUAUAUUCAGGAAUAGCAACAAUUUUUACCUUUUUAUGGCACAUAACAUUCUUUUCCGGUUGUCUGGCUGUUUCCGGUUAUUGCGAAAAUAAAAAUUUACAUUCCGUAUUUUGCAUACCCGUACAACCAAAAUCUCUUUCGGUUAACAGGCAUUGGUUGUACAGAGUUUUUUGUGCAGGAGGUAUCAAUCACGAAGAUCCAAAUAAUCCGAUGGAUAACAGCGAACAUAUGAUUAUGAUAUUUUUUAGAGAUCACGUGGCUACUUUUCUUAAUAAGUGGCAAGUCAAAGUCAUGGUUUUAUUAACGUUUGCCGUUUAUUUAAUGGGUGCUUGCUAUGGUAUAACAACACUUAAAGAAGGUUUACAAAGAAGAAAAUUAUCUCGAGCCGAUUCAUAUUCCGUUGAAUUUUACGAUCGAGAAGAUUAUUAUUUUAGAGAAUUCCCAUAUAGAAUACAAGUCAUCGUUUCUGGAGAAUUAAAUUAUUCCGAUCCGAAUACUCAGGAUGAAAUUGAAAAAUUAACACAAACGUUUGAAAAUUCUUCCUUCGUAUCGAAUUCUCUAUACACAGAAUCCUGGGUUAGAUCUUUUACAAGUUACAUACGAAGAAACGGUGAUUAUUUAAACGUAACCAUUGAUACAGAAGAAGAUUUCAUUGAAAAUUUAAAAUCGCUUUGGCUUUUCAAACCCAAUCCGUUUUCUUUGGAUGUUAAAUUUAACGAAGAUGAAACAAAAAUUUUGGCAUCGAGAUUUAUGAUUCAAGCCAUUAACAUUACCGAUGGUAAUCAUGAAAAAGAAAUGGUACAAGAACUCCGAAGAAUAGCACAUAGCAGUCCAUUAAACGUCACCGUUUUCCAUCCUUAUUUUGUUUAUUUCGAUCAGUUCGAACUCGUUCGACCGACGUCCAUACAAUGCAUGGUAGUAGGUGCUAUAAUAAUGAUGAUAAUAUCAUUUAUUUUCAUACCCGAUAUGAUUUGUGGAGUUUGGGUUGCGUUUUCGAUAAUUUCAAUCGAACUCGGAGUGGCCGGAUAUAUGGCUUUGUGGGAUGUUCGUCUCGAUUCCAUUUCCAUGAUUAAUCUUAUCAUGUGCAUCGGAUUUAGCGUUGAUUUCACUGCGCAUAUUUGUUAUACGUAUAUGAGUUCUUCAGAGAAAAAUUCGCAGGAAAGAGUUAAAGACAGUUUAUAUUCAUUAGGUCUUCCGAUUGUUCAAGGAAGUUUUUCAACAAUUUUAUCAGUUUUUGCCUUGAUCUUAGCCGAUAGUUAUAUAUUUUUGGUAUUUUUUAAAAUGGUGUUUUUGGUCGUCUUUUUCGGCGCUAUGCACGGACUCUUCUUACUUCCUGUUCUGUUAAGUUUGUUCGGACCUGGAAGUUGCACGCGAAGAAAAAAAGACAAAGUAUCAAAAGUUGAAAAAAGCUUGCCCUAUCCUUAUUGCAUUCCACACCCGAGUUUAAUUUCAACAAACUGGGGAGAGCCACAACCGCAGCAGAAAAAAACUGACUGGGAUGUUUCAGAGAAACAAAAUAACAACUUUUUAUCAAACAGAGCGACAAUGCCUUAUUUGCCAAAUUUACCUUCUCAUAUGAUAUUAAGCACAUAUGAAAGAAGUAGUCCGAUGUUGGAAAAAGAUUUAGGACUUGGAACGUCUGGAGAAGAAUCAAGUGAAACAGCCUCAGGGUCCGGACAAUUCGAAGUAACGAAGCAAGGGGAUAAACGACACAGAGGAUUUGAAGAAAAUUGGAGAAAAACCGGAGAAAAAAAUUGGAAUUAUUGGAAAAAUAAAGAGGGAUAUAAUAAUAAUGCUUAUUUGUCAGAUGACACUACACGCCCGAGGCAUUUUAAAAAUUUUGAUUCGAAUGACAAAUACAAUAGCUCAAAAAUUGAAUAUAUAAAAAGAAAAAAAAAUGGUUCUGGGAAUCCGGAAACUUUAGAAAAAUUAGAGGGUAAUAAAUUAUAUCGUGACAAACAAAAAAGAGAACGUUUUCAAGAUAAUAAUAAUAGGGAUUUUACUAAAAAUGAAAUUAAAAAAUUUUCCUAUCCUCCAAAAUCAGAUGUUGUGUGGUAUCACCCACAUAACAGUAGGUAUUCAAAAACUUAUAGUAUAGAUGAUAGUCAGUUAGAGGAAAGUAGAAGAGGCAAACAAAUAUUUCGAAGGCUGUCUGAACAUGAAACAUAUGCAAAAUAUAGAAAUGGUUAUCAUCCCUCUCACAAUUUUUAA
Molecule: messenger RNA, 3264 nt
Organism: Pediculus humanus corporis (human body louse)
Lineage: Eukaryota; Metazoa; Arthropoda; Insecta; Psocodea; Pediculidae
Exons: 11
Coding region: 1-3264 (1087 amino acids)
Cellular component (GO): cytoplasmic vesicle membrane; plasma membrane
Source: RefSeq, a predicted model, not a curated record